UCUAUAUAGUCAUUCUAUCACCCCUUUAAAAUGAGAAUAUGUGAGUGUCCUACCCCCAGUGACCACGUGGUGACGGUAGAGCUCCAAACACCGCCGAUAAUCCUCAGAGAAGAAGAACGGAGACACCGCAAGAUCAGCUGAGUGGUUUUUGUCUCGAGAUCCAAAACUAUCUUCAAAUCUUCACACAAACUUUUAUCAAACUUCCAGAACCAGAAGAUUUUAGCGGGGUUUCCUCGGAGAGAGAGCCGGGACGAAGCAGCGGAACUCGAGGUCCAGAGGAGACUGGUCCAACAUGGACGCCCAGCAAGGAUCUCAGGGACUCUCUGGUGGACAUGUACACAGCUAAUCCCAGAGUGAACGUGGAGCUGCGACAGCGUCUGCCCCCACCGGCAACACAGCAACCCAGCAACUCAACCCAGCAACCCAGCAACUCAACCCAGCAACCCAUCAACUCAACACAGCAACCCAUCAACUCAACCCAGCAGCCCAGCAACUCAACCCAGCAACCCAGCAACUCAACCCAGCAGCCCAGCAACUCAACCCAGCUACCCAGCAACUCAACACAGCAACCCAUCAACUCAACACAGCAACCCAUCAACUCAACCCAGCAGCCCAGCAACUCAACCCAGCAGCCCAGCAACUCAACCCAGCUACCCAGCAACUCAACACAGCAACCCAUCAACUCAACACAGCAACCCAUCAACUCAACACACCAACCCAGCAACUCAACACACCAACCCAGCAACUCAACACAGCAACCUCGGGGUGCAGGGCGGAUGGAUGUGGAUGUCUCCCCCAGCCGAGGCCCCUCUCCCUGGGCAGAGGUGUGCGGAGACGUCCCUGGUGUUUCUGGGAGUCACCUGGUCAGCUCUCAUCAGGAAGUCGUGUUUGGACCAAUCACAGCGUCCGGUCGAGUUGAGACUUUUGAUCAAGACAAAAACGUCUCGUUUUUACUGAAGGAGCUUGAUAAUCUGAGAGAGAUCAACAAGAAGCUGCAGGAGGACCUGGUCCAGAAAGAGAUGGAGCUGCAGAGGAGAGAGGGGGAGGAGGAGCUGAGGGGGGAGAGGAGGGAGGCCCACCACUGGGAGAGACCUGAAGCGGUGUUGGGUGAGCUGUUGGCGGCUCAGAAGGACAGAGAUCAGGCUUUGAUGUCACGACUCCUGCUGGCCAAUGAGGAGAGAGACGAGGCUCUGCUCCGCGUACGUCAAAUGCAGCAGGCGGCCGAGUUGGAGAGUUUUCCCCUGGAGGACGCCGACAUGGACGUGAGCGAGCUGCUGCAGCGUGUCUGUGGCGCCGACUCGGUCCGGGACGUCCAGCAGUUCGGCUCGGUUCUGGUGCAGCGCCUACGCUCGGCGCUGCAGCGGAGGAGUGACAUCACCGCACAGGAGAUGAAGGCCGUGAUGGAGGAGAGAGAUGGCUCCGUCACCAAGUGUAAACGUCUCGAACAGGAAGUGAUGCGGGAGAGAGAGCAGAGGGCGAGCGAGAUGGAGCUGCUGAGGCUUCAGAGAGAAAGGGGCGGAGCCAUGGAGGGCCGACGGUGGCUGGAGGCGGAACUACAGCUGCUACGAGCCAAUCACAGUGGCAGCGUCUCUCCAGCAGCUUCGUUAGCGGUCGCUAAUCAGACGCCCCUCCAUGCUCCGCCCCCUGAGACUCCGCCCCUUCGUGCAGCGCCCCCUGAGACUCCGCCCCUUCGUGCAGCACCCCCUGAGAUUCCGCCCCUGCAGGAACAAGUACAGCAGCUGUGGAAGGAGAAGCAGAGCGUGGAGGCGGAGCUUCAGCGCUGCCAGGAGGCGGAGCGAGAGGCCAGCGAAAGAGUCCGCAGGUUGGAGCGUCUGGUGGAGGUUUUGAGGAAGAAAGUCGGGACAGGAAGUCUCCGUGCCGUCAUCUGAUCAGUUUGAUUGUUUCAUAAUGAUUUUACUCUUUAUAUUUAACAUUUAUUAUGUUUCUUCUUCCUCCUUUCUCUAAAAGUCUCUUUAAUAAAUCUGUAAAGUUUCUGUGUUCAGGUGUAAUUAUGUAACAUUUCUAAUAACAUGUUUCAGAUGUUUCUGAUUAAUAAAGGGUUAUUAAAUAUU
Molecule: messenger RNA, 2072 nt
Organism: Perca flavescens (yellow perch)
Lineage: Eukaryota; Metazoa; Chordata; Actinopteri; Perciformes; Percidae
Gene: mipol1
Product: mirror-image polydactyly 1
Exons: 12
Coding region: 333-1889 (518 amino acids)
Source: RefSeq, a predicted model, not a curated record